This is a messenger RNA of Bursaphelenchus okinawaensis, 8236 nucleotides long. Lineage: Eukaryota; Metazoa; Nematoda; Chromadorea; Rhabditida; Aphelenchoididae. The record is from the annotation of a GenBank genome assembly.
AUGGAUCAACUACAACAACAAGCCUUACGGAUGAACGGGCUUCCGAAGGUCAGUUUUUUGAAAUUUUUAUUAUUUCUAGGGGUUUUUAGGUAAUUUUUAGAAAUUUUUAAGUAAAUCUUGAAAUUUUUUGUAUAACCAGCCUCCGCAGGCUGCGCAAACUACGUUAAUAUAUUAGAUAAAAUCGCUAAAACUUUCUUUACAAACCAUGACAGCAAAAACUUUAUUUACAAAACAUAAAAUUGCAAGAAGUUUCUUUAAAAAACGAAAAAUGGCAAGAACUUUGUUCACAAACCAAAAAAUAGCAAAAACUUUGUUUACAAGUUUUCAUAAAUGACACUUUUUCAGCAAGUAGUUCUGCCGAACGCCAGUGGCUUUCCACAACUUCAGCAACUUAUUCCAGCUGGCUCGGCCCAGGCAUCAGUCCAGCCAAUGAACAUUAAUCAACAAAUUGGGGGUCUAUUACAAGAUGUCCAGAACAAUUCUAUGAAUUCCAAUAUUUACCGUAAUUUAAUCGCAGCACAGAAACCUCAAUCAGUGGUAUCGACCAACCCAUUGGUGCCGGGACAAGUGGUACCAAAUCAAAUGAUACAGCCUAAUCAAUUAGUCCCUAAUCAGAUGAUACAACCUAAUCAAAUAGUACCACAAAGCCAGAUGGUACAAAGUGGUCAACUGGUACCACAAAAUCAAAUAGUACCACAAAAUUCCAUCAAUUUAGCGAACCAAUCAGCAGGCCAAUUAUCGGCCCAAAAUCAACAAAAUCAACUAGCAGCCGCGGCGGUUUCUUCAAUGCUAAACCUACAAAACCUACAACAAUUAGGCCUAAAUCCAGCUAGCCUUAAUGCCGCAAAUCUGGCCAAUAGUCUAGGGCAACAAAAUGUCACACCGUCAGCGGUAGCCGCCGCUGUUCUAAUGGGAAACAACGCCACGACGGCACAGCUACAGAAUGCCGUGACACAAGCGGCUCAAGCCAUCGUUUCGGCCGGUGGACAUACUGGAAUCAGCCUAAAAGGUGGGGAUUUUUAUAGUUUUAUUAUUUUAUUGGCCCGUCUUUAUAAUCAUCAAUAAAUAAGUUUUCGUAUUUUACUCAAGUUCUGGCGAUUUUCCGAUGUUCACCAUCAAUUUGAUGCUAUGUUUGAUGGUUUUCACUAAAUUUUUAGCCUUUAUUGCUAAAUUUUUAACAAUUUUUGAUGUUAGCAUAAAAGGAUAAUCCAUUUUUUACCUUCUACUCAAAAAUUGCAACUUUUGCAACAAUUUGUUUAUGAUUUCUGAGCUGUUUCUUAUAUUCACCAUUAGAUUUUUUAUGGUUUUCAACUUUUUUUUCAAGUUUUUUCAUAAUUUUGAAGAAACAUAAGCUAGUUUUACUUUUGCUAUAAUGCUUAAUCUGUUUUCUAUUAGUUUACAAGAACAUUAGGUCAUAAAAAGUAUUUACCACCAAGUUCUAAAGCGAUUCCUUAUGUUAACCAUCAAACUUUCCUUGGUUUUUGAUGUUCGACGCGAAAUUGUAGCUCCUUGAUAUGUUAAUCGCAGAUUUUUGUGUACUUUGAUUCUAUUAUAACCUAAACAAUGUGAAAAGCAAUUUUUAAACAGUUUUUUGUUUUUGUAACUCAUAUUGUUUUGAAUUUCCCUCCAAACUGGCUGCACUGUCGCGCGUUAUAAAUUCUUUGGCGUUUCGCCGCAAAAACAAAUUUUUGUAAAUAUCCGAGCUUGUUUUUGUCCAAAAACACGCCUGGAGCAGGACAAAAGCCGUAUAUAUUUAUUGAAACAUAUAUAUUGGCUAAUGGGACAGAAUAAAAAUGACAUUGCCACUGAUUUCUCUGGAACAGGCAAUAAGGAAAACAUUUUCGAGUCCGCCGUCUUCGCUCAAUUUCGGAUCGAUUUCAGACUCGGCACAUCGGUUUUAUCAGCUGGGAAACUAUGCAGAAGCUGAACGACUAUGUCUACAGUUGCUGGAAGAGGAUUCACAGAACUUGGGCGCCAUGUUAUUGAUCUCAUCUAUUUACUUUCAGUUGAAGGACUUUGAAAAGUAAGGGUUUUAUGAUUUUUUUUGGUUUUUAGGGAGUAUGUGGAAUAACAUCGUCUAUAACUUUUUUAAAAGUGUAAAAUACGAGGUUAUGUGUUUUGUAAUUAAAUAUCAGGCUACUUUUUAUCUUUUUACAUUAAAAAAUUUAAGUUUUUCUUGUUUUAAUUACUUGCAUCACAUUAAAGUAUAUCACACAUUACUUAUUUUUAAUGGGGAAAAUUGUUUUGAUAUCAAAACAAACGAGUUAUUAGACAAUUUUGUUUUAAAAAUAUAGUUUAUAAUUUAAAAGAACUUUUUUUAAAGUUUUUAUUAAUAAUUACAGGGCUUGAGUUACAAAAUCUACCAUAAAGCAGCCGAUAUUAUAGUAGACCUAAUGAACCAUUUUUUUUAAAUCUUAGGGUAAAAUUUCAAAAGGGCAAUGAAGUUGGUUGUAAUAGCAAGGCUAUAGUGUAAUAAUACUGUUUUCUUGCUUAUUGAUCAAAAAAAGCUAGUUUAUUUUAGGGUGAUAUUGUUUUAGGCUGUUGAUGUUAAACUUGAUAUUUUGAUGUAGGUUAUAGAUGAUGUAGCUGACUUUUAGGUUUAUAUUGAAGAAAAGAGUAUAUACUUUAAGUUUUGUUUUAAAUCUUUCGGUUUUUUAAUGAUUUUGUAGGUAUAUGAGGUUUUUUAUGUCUAUACUGUAGUAGAUUUUAGAGAAUGCUAGCUUUUUUUAGUUUUUUGUGCGUUUUUAAAACUUUUUUAGCUUUUUUGUGCGGUUUAAGAACAGAGAUUAUUCAAAACAUAAAUAAAUUUAUAACCCGUCAUUUACUUUCCAGAUCUCUUCGAUAUUCUACGAUGGCGACGAGGAUAAACCCAAAUUGUGCUGAAGCCUAUAGUAAUAUUGGAAAUAUUUAUAAAGAGAUUGGUGAAAUGAGUGCAGCAUUGGACAAUUACAGACAUGCGAUUCGACUGAAGCCCGACUUUAUCGAUGGUUAUAUUAAUUUGGCCGCAGCAUUGGUUCAAACUGGCGAUUUUGAACACGCGGCCAACGCUUAUUUGAGUGCAUUACAAUAUAAUCCUGACUUGUAUUGUGUUAGGAAUGAUCUUGGAAACUUGUUUAAGGCAAUGGGAAAGUUUGAAGAGGCUAAGGUGAUGUUUUGCCUCUGUUUUUGUUGUUUUAGGGGCUGUUUUUUGGUGGUGAGCAUGGAUAUAUUGUUAUUGAUCAGAAUUUCUUCGAUUUUAUGAUCUUUUUCUCAAUUUUCGACUAAUUUCAUUUGUCCUUUUUUCAGGUGUGUUACUUAAAAGCCAUUGAAACCCAACCUCAGUUCGCAGUAGCAUGGUCCAAUCUAGGAUGUGUGUUUAAUGCUCAAAACGAGCUUUGGUUAGCUAUUCAUCAUUUCGAAAAAGCCAUCACAUUAGACCCAAAUUUCCUCGAUGCUCUAAUAAACCUUGGAAAUGUGCUAAAAGAGGCUAGAAUCUUUGACAGGGCGGCUUCAGCGUACUUGAGGGCAUUGGCGUUGUCACCGAAUCAUGCUAUUGUACAUGGCAAUCUGGCUUGUGUAUACUAUGAACAAGGGUAAGAUUUUUUAUAUUUUUAGUCUGUUUUGGUUGAUGUGAGUUGGUUUUUUCAGUUUUAAAGGUUUUUGGGUUUUGCACUGUGCAAAAAAGGGGUUUUGUGAAAUGCAUCGUGCAAAGAAAUUAAUUUUAUUGAUUGCACCGUGCAAAAAUAAAAAUUUUAAUUUUUUAAACUUGUUAUGUUUAAAAAAUUAUUUUUUUGACAUACACUGUAUAAAAAAUGGCAUUCCUAAAUUUUCCCAUGUUCAAAAAUCCAAUUUUUUGAAUUUACUGCAAUAAUUUAAAUUUUAAAAAUCCACUGUGCGAAACAUAAAUUUAUAUAAUCUGCACUGUGCAAAAAACAAAAACCUUUUAAUACAUCAAUAUUGUACUCACAAUUCCAUUGUCUAACUGUUGUCAUGUAAGGUUGUGGCGUUUUUUGGACCUAGCCCACCGUUUUCACAUUGUUGGAAAGAAAGUUUUGGCACUUUUGUGGAAUUGGAAAGAGCGGUUUUGUGUCUUUUGGAGUGUGAAAAGGAAAAUCCUUGUAUUUCUCGGACUUGGAAAGAAAGUUUUUGUGUUUCGUCGGUUUGUAAACAAAGUUUUUGUCGCUUUUGUGUGUUGUAAAGAAAGUUUCUGCUAUUUUUUGUUUUGUAAAGAAAGUUUUUGCCGUUUUAUGUGUUGUAAAGAAAGUUCUUGCUAUUUUGUGUGUUGUAAACAAAGUUAUUGCUAUUUCUGUCUUUCUAAAACAAUAUAUGACAUAAAAACGACAUUUUUUUCAAUUUCAGUAACGUAGACCUGGCCAUAGAAGAGUACAAACGAGCGAUCGAGCUUCAGCCCAACUUCCCCGAUGCCUAUUGUAACUUGGCGAAUGCCUACAAAGAACGAGGACGAGUAGAUGAAGCGGUUCAGGCCUACAACACAGCUCUACAGUUGUGUCCAACACACGCUGAUUCACAGAAUAAUCUGGCCAAUAUUAAGAGAGAGCAAGGAAAGGUGGAAGAAGCUAUGGAAUUGUAUCUACAGGCGCUGAAAGUAAGAUUUGUUUAAUUGUUUUUGGUUUUUAGGGAACAAAAAGGGAGGUGUAGAGGAUUUUGUUGUCAUUUCUUUGAAAGUUUUUGCAAUUUUUGCGAUUUUUUUGGUUUUUAGGUAACAAAAAAGUUUUUUUUGUUUUUUUAACAAUUUUUAAUUUACAAACUUAAAAAAUGUUAUCUAUAAGAAAAAAAAUUAAUCAUGCCCUUCCAGAAUCAUCCAGAAUUCGCAGCCGCCCACUCGAAUCUGGCCUCAAUCCUUCAACAACAAGGUCAACUCCAAAAAGCUAUAGAACACUACCAAGAAGCCAUAAGAAUCGCUCCGACCUUCGCAGAUGCCUACAGUAACAUGGGUAACACCCUAAAAGAGAUGGGCGAUGUCCAUGGAGCUCUACAAUGUUAUGCUAGAGCGAUUCAGAUCAACCCAGGCUUCGCUGAUGCCCACAACAACUUGGCGUCGAUCCACAAGGACGGUGGGAACGUUCCGGAUGCGAUAAGUUCAUACAAAAUGGCAUUAAGACUGAAGCCCGACUUCCCUGAUGCUUACUGUAAUCUGAUCCAUUGUUAUCAAAUUACUUGUGAAUGGACCGACUACAGCUACCGAAUGGAGAAGCUGGUCCAGAUCAUCGAUACCCAGCUGAAAGGUCGACGAUUACCAAGUGUUCAUCCCCACCACAGCAUGUUAUACCCCCUAACACAUGCCCAACGAAUGGCCAUAGCCGCGAAGCACGCACAGCUAUGCAUCGAGAAGAUCUCGGUUCUACACAAGCCUCCCUACAGCUACAAGAAGAUUCAGCCAGGCGAGAGACUGAAGAUUGGCUAUGUCAGUUCGGACUUUGGGAACCACCCCACCUCGCAUCUAAUGCAAUCCGUGCCAGGCUUCCACAACCGCGAGCGAGUGGAAAUCUUCUGCUACGCACUGUCUCCGAACGAUGGCACAACGUUCCGAUCGAAGAUUAUGAAUGAAUCGGAACAUUUCGUCGACCUAACUUUAUAUCCAUGUAAUGGGGCAGCGGCCGAUAAGAUCAACCAAGAUGGAAUUCAUAUCCUAGUGAAUAUGAAUGGAUACACGAAAGGAGCGAGGAAUGAAAUAUUUGCGUUGAGGCCGGCUCCUGUUCAGGUAAGGGCUUGUGUGGUUUGAGGGUUAUUUUUAGCGGCCGUGGGUGUUUGGGGGAGGGGGAUGUUUAUUUUUAGCAUUAAGGGGGAUGAACAUGGAUAAGUUGUCGGUUCUGAGAAAAUUUUUCAAGCCGGGUGUGGUAAAUUUUUAAUUUUUUUGGGGGUGGAUAUUUCGAUUUUUGAGGUGGGAACGGUAAAAUUUGACAUUUUUGGGUGAUGAAAAUUAACAAUUCAGUCUAAAAAUCAUUUUUUUUACCUGGGUGGGGUAAUUUUGGUGGAUAUUUUUUUUUUGCGUGAGAGGUAAAAUCUGAACUCUUAAGGGUGGGGAAACUCAAAAUUGAGAUCUACGCUGCAUUUUAAAAGGCAAUGGGAAUAUUUACAUUAAAAUUUUGGAUGGGCAGGGUAAAUUUUUGAAUUUUUUGUUGGAGGGGUAAAAUUUAUUUUUAGGUCAUAAAAUGAUUUUUUAACAUUUUCAGGUAAUGUGGCUAGGCUAUCCAGGCACAUCUGGAGCCCCAUUCAUGGACUACAUCAUCACCGACGUUACGACCUCACCAAUGGAGUUGGCCUACGCUUAUUCGGAGAAGCUGGCCUACAUGCCACACACGUUCUUCGUCGGCGAUCACGCUCAAAUGCUCAAGCAUCUCACGGAACGGGUCAUUUUGAAGGUAAAAUACGGAUUUUUGUUUAUUUUUAUUUAAAUUUGGUUUUUUAACUUUGAAAAUUAAAAAAAAAAUUUGAAAUUUUUAAAAGAAUUUGAAUUGGUAUAGCAUCGGAAGGGAAUUUUUUUUUGAAAUUAUAAGCUAGAAUCACUAAAAAGCCCUAUAUUAACAUUGCCCUUUCAGGAGCAACGCCAAACAGAAUCAGCAGAGCCCCGAGAUACAGUAACCGUCGUCAAUGCCACAAACCUUCAACCACUGCUCGACAAGACGGGUGUAAAGCCACUAGUUCGCGAAACCGAGGUCUCUCACGGCCCAGAAAAGGAAGUGAAACGAACUGAAGUCGUCCUACCAGUCGUCGAAGUCCCAACAACAGACCCAGUCAAACAAAUGAUUGGUACCGGCAUGAUAGCGGCCUCAGUAGAAGGUGUACCAAUUCAAAACGGCCUCACAACCCUGAACCAAACCCACGUUAAAGCCGCGACAGGCGAAGAAGUCCCAAAAACCAUCAUUGUCACGUCACGACAACAGUACGGCCUACCAGAGGACGCCAUCGUGUACUGUAACUUCAACCAACUCUACAAAAUCGACCCCCACACUCUGGAAAUGUGGUGCGAAAUACUGCAAAAGGUACCGAAUUCAGUCCUAUGGUUGUUACGGUUCCCAAUUCACGGCGAAGCUAACGUGCUCAAGUUUAUCAUGGAACGAGGCCUACCCGCAUCGAAGGUCAUCUUCUCGAAUGUGGCGGCCAAAGAAGAACACGUGAGGCGAGGACAAUUGGCCGAUGUUUGUCUGGACACACCACUCUGUAAUGGCCACACAACAGGCAUGGACAUACUGUGGACUGGAACACCUAUGAUCACGAUGCCAUGUAAGGGAUUGGGAUGGGGUUUAAAUGUGCGGGGCUUGGGCGUGGGUUUUAAAAUUUUUUAGACUUGGGUGGGAUUUUUGAAAGUUGUUGGGUAGGGUUUUUUAAAAUUUGUUGGUUUUGGGCAGGGGUUGUAAGAUCCGUUGGGCUUGGGCAGGGGUUUUGAUAAGGUUUGAUUUGGAAAGAAAGUUUUUGCAUUUUUGAGUUAAUUUUUUUUUAAAACGGUCGGUUUUCUAAAUUUUUUGUUACUUAAUUUAAUGAUUUUUCGAUAUUUUUUGAAAACUGUUUUAGAAAAAAUGGCAAAAACUUUCUUUAAAAAACAAAAAAUGGCAAGAACUUUCUUUACAAAACACAAAAUGGCGAAAACUUUCUUUAUAAAGUAAAUUCUAGUACCUAUUUUAAUAAUCUUUUUAAUUUUCAGUGGAAACUUUGGCGUCAAGAGUGGCUUCAAGUCAGUUAGAAGCCCUCGGCUGCCCCGAACUCGUCGCCAAAAGCCGCGACGAAUACGUCAACAAGGCUGUAAGGCUAGGAAAUGAAAAAGAGUAGUAAGUUUUGGAAAUUUUAAGGGUUUUAAUAGGGUGAAGAGUUAAGUUAUUGGGGUUGCAGGGUGUAAUUCAUUAAACUUGAGGUUUUGCACGGAGAAAAUAUUGAUUUUUAGAGGAUUUUAAGCUUUUUGAAGCGUAUUUCAAUGAUUUUUUGAUAUUUAAAUGUAUUUUAGCGUAUAAUCUUAUAGUUUUAGGUAUGAAAACAUACAUUUUUGACCAAAAAGUUAUGUUUUUAACCAAAAAAUGUGAUUUUUUUAAAAUUUUAGGUACGAAAUUCAUUUUUCAAUAUAUUUUUAAACUAAUUCACCUUUUUUUUUAGCCUAGCCGAAAUAAGGACCAAGGUAUGGAAGGCCCGAACCACCUCCACCCUCUUCAAUGUCCGGCAGUACUGCUCGGACAUGGAAACGUUGUUUCACAAGAUCUGGAGGCGGUACGACGAAGGCCUGGAACCCGACCACAUCACCCAGUGA